CAUAACUAAAAUAGAUUGUCAUCUAUGAAAAUCGAUUGUUAUAUAAGAAUUUUGUUUUCAAUGUACUUCUAAUUAGAUUACUUCUUUUCGAGUCCGCAAUUUUGACCAAAUGCAUUAUUUCUAGUUUCUACACACUCGGUUUUGACCAGGCACCUAACAUAAAAGACAACGACGCUGUAACCUUCCCCCAAAGCGGUUGGCUCUCGACAGCGCCACGAUACCAUAAAUAAAAGCUCUCUUUUUCCCAAAUCUUAAUCUCUUUCCACCUGAAAAAUUAACCAACCAACUUAUUUCAAUCGAAAACGGGUAUCGAGAUUUUGUGUAGUGAUCUAUUGGAAAAUUCCAUCGUCAUUGAUUUUGAUUUCGGAAGGGAUUGUUUACGAGUUAGGGUUUAAUUGCUCUUUGAUUUCUGGGCUUUUCAUUCCUUUUAUUCUUUGUUACAUUUGAACAUAAAUCUUUGCUCCCAAAUCGGUACAUUCGUUUUUGUCAAAGAGACCGUGGAGAGCUAUGUCGUCGCAUUUCGAACGGUGGGAGAAAGAUCCGUUCUUUUCUGCUGCUGAAGAAGUUCAGGAAUCUGCUGACAGAAUGGAAUCAACAUACAGAACACUGAUUCACGCUUUGAAAGAACCAUCUGCUUGGAAAACAGAAGAACUUCGAAGGGAUUUACGCACUGCCCAUGGCACUGCUAAAUGGCAGUUGGAAGAGUUUGAAAAGGCAGUUGAACAGAGUUACAUCAAAUCUUCUACAGAAGAUGCUAAAACCCGACACCGUGAAUUUAUCAAAGCAAUCGAUUGUCAAAUUUCAAAAGCUUCAAAAGCAUUAGAUGAAUCAGCUAUUCCCACAGGAAAACCACCUCGCCCAUGGAUACGCCUCAAUGAAGGAGAAACCGAAGAACUAGCAUCAUUCCUUUCAGGGUCAAAGUCAAACGUUGACCAAAAACAGAAACAAAAGCUUCCUUCAAAAGUACAAUGUCUUAAUGAAAAAAAUGAGAAGAAAGUUUCAGGGCAUAGAAGAACAGCAAGUGCUGGUGCUGACAUUGGUGGUGCCUGGAAUAUUGUGGUGGAUGAUGAUGGUGGAAAACCAGAAGAGCCUCCAAGAAAGAUACCCAGUUUUUCAGGGUUUUUAAAUGCCAUGGAUUCUGCAGCAAAAUUACAGUGGUCAAAAAAUGGUUAUAGGAAACUGAAGCUUAUUGAUAAUCGACAUGAAGCUGAUGUUAAAUUGUCUGAGAUUCAACCUUUGAGCAAAGGUAUUAAUGCAUGUUAUGAAAGGAGUAAGAGUUGCCUUGAGAAUGGUGAUGAUUGUUAUCAAAAGCAACUUUACGGGUGGUAUGGUGGUAUUCAAAGACAACUUCAAAGGUCACAAUAUUAUGUGCAAUAUAGUCGCCCUACUCAAAUCAUAUUUUGGAUACUUGUCCUCAUUUUCAUUUUUGCAAUAGUGACAGUGAAUGUGAUAUGAAACUGGAGCUUUAGUCUUAAUUGCAGAAGAUUACAAGAUACCCAAAAAGGGUGUCUUGGAGUAUUGGACAUGUUUAAGUGAUAAAUUUUUUUACCGAAUUAUAACAUUGUAUUUGACCUUCAUCAGCAAUGGUUGUCAAUUGUCAUAGAAAACCAUGUUUUUAGGCGAGUUUUGCAAGUUUAUUUUCAGAUAUGGAUUUGUACAUAUAUCAAUGCUUCUUUUAUGUAAAACAAAAAUUGUAAAUCUUUAGGGUCAACAUGUAUGCUUUUGUAGUUGUAGUUGCAGUUGAAACAUUCAUCCCACUUUAAAACAGUCUGUAGAAUGUUUAGGCAUGUAUUUCUUGGAAUAUUGGAUAUGUGUAUUCUUAUCAUUGUUGUACUUGUGCAUGU
Molecule: messenger RNA, 1844 nt
Organism: Lactuca saligna
Lineage: Eukaryota; Viridiplantae; Streptophyta; Magnoliopsida; Asterales; Asteraceae
Source: the annotation of a GenBank genome assembly